This is a messenger RNA of Castor canadensis (American beaver), 1304 nucleotides long. NCBI's taxonomy places the organism in Eukaryota, Metazoa, Chordata, Mammalia, Rodentia, Castoridae. The record is from RefSeq and is a predicted model, not a curated record.
UUUGCAGAUAAAUUAUUAGUCAUAACUGUAGCAACAAAAGAAAGUGAUGGAUUCCAUCGAUUUAUGCAGUCAGCCAAAUACUUCAACUACACUGUGAAGGUCAUUGGUCAAGGGGAGGAGUGGAGAGGUGGUGAUGGAAUGAAUAGUAUUGGAGGGGGCCAAAAAAGUGAGAUUAAUGAAAGAAAUAUCAUGGAACAGUAUGCCAGUCAGAAGAAUCUGAUCAUCUUGUUUACUGACUGUUUUGAUGUCAUAUUUGCUGGUGGUCCAGAAGAAAUUCUCAAAAAGUUCCUAAAGUCAAACCAUAAAGUCGUCUUUGCAGCGGAUGGAAUUUUGUGGCCUGACAAGAAGCUGGCAGACAAGUAUCCCAUUGUGCACAUUGGAAAACGCUACCUGAACUCGGGAGGAUUUAUGGGCUACGCUCCAUACAUCAACCGAAUGGUUCAGCUGUGGAAUCUUCAGGAUAACGAUGACGAUCAACUCUUUUACACUAAAAUUUACAUUGAUCCAGUGAAAAGGGAAACUUUUAACAUCACAUUGGAUCACAAAUGCAAAAUUUUCCAGCCCUUAAAUGGAGCUAUAGAUGAAGUUGUUUUAAAAUUUGAAAAUGGCAAAACUAGAGUCAAGAACACAUUUUAUGAAACAUUGCCAGUGGCAAUUAAUGGAAAUGGACCCACCAAGAUUCUCCUGAAUUACUUCGGAAACUAUGUACCUAACUCCUGGACACAGGAUAAAGGCUGCACUCUUUGUGAGUUUGAUACAGUUGACUUGUCCACAGUAGAGGUCCAUCCAAAUGUAACCAUAGGCAUUUUUAUUGAGCAACCAACACCCUUCCUACCUCGAUUUCUGGACAUACUGUUGACACUGGAUUACCCAAAAGAAGCACUUAAACUCUUCAUUCACAACAAAGAAGUUUAUCACGAAAAGGACAUCAAGGUGUUUUUCGAUAAAGCCAAAUAUGAAAUCAGUACUAUAAAAAUAGUUGGACCAGAAGAGAAUCUAAGUCAGUCUGAAGCCAGGAACAUGGGAAUGGAUUUCUGUCGUCAAGAUGAAAAGUGUGAUUAUUACUUCAGUGUGGAUGCAGAUGUUGUUUUGACAAACCCAAGAACUUUAAAAAUUUUGAUUGAACAGAACAGGAAGAUCAUUGCUCCUCUCGUAACUCGGCAUGGCAAGCUGUGGUCCAACUUCUGGGGCGCACUGAGUCCUGAUGGGUACUAUGCUCGAUCUGAAGACUACGUGGACAUUGUCCAGGGCAAGAGAGUGUGAGUCUCUCCAGUCGAUCUUUUAAUGUGCAAUGCCACCAUCUA